CCACAUGAUCAGAGCCAACCGGCCCCCCUGCAGGCAAAAUGACCAAUCAAAUCAGCUUCAGAUGGAAACCAAUCCCCCCAGCAUAUAAACACAGGAAUGAGACAUACAAACCCAUUUUUAAAGGUUUUGGGGUUUGUUGUUUUUUUUUUUUAAAUCUCUACCAACCACUUGUGGGAAGUUUCUUGCUAGUGCUGGGACCAAUACACCAGACCAGAGCAAUCCCUCUCCUGGAGCCCAGAUUAUCCCCUCCUCCUGCACAAAGACCCUCUGAGGACUGAAGAUGACAACAGAUACAAUAGAGAGCAAUAACACCAAAUCCAGCGCUCCUCUCUUGACUCAGAAAUACCUGAGGCUGGUGACCAAGGAUGGGCACAGCACGUUCCAAAUGGCUGGUGCCCAAGGCAGAGGUGUGGCGUACCUCCGAGAUGUGUGGGGGAUACUCAUGGACAUGCGCUGGAGGUGGAUGAUGCUCGUCUUCUCAGCUUCCUUUGUCAUUCACUGGCUGGUCUUUGCAGUGCUCUGGUAUCUGCUGGCUGAGAUGAAUGGGGACCUGGAGCUGGACCACGAUGCUCCACCUGACAACCACACUAUAUGUGUGAAGUACAUCACCAGUUUUACAGCUGCCUUCUCCUUCUCCCUGGAGACACAACUCACGAUUGGCUAUGGCACCAUGUUCCCAAGUGGGGAUUGUCCCAGUGCUAUUGCACUGCUGGCAAUUCAGAUGGUCCUAGGGCUCAUGCUAGAAGCCUUCCUCACAGGUGCUUUUGUGGCCAAGAUUGCGCGCCCAAAGAACCGGGCACUCUCCAUCCGCUUCUCACGCUUCGCCGUGGUCACACACCCCGAGGGGAAGCCACACCUCAUGUUCCAGGUGGCCAACACUCGCUCCAGCCCCCUAACCAGCGUCCAGAUCUCUGCUAUACUUUACCAAGAACAAGAGAGUGGGCAGCUGCACCAAACUAGCAUUGACUUCCACCUGGACAGCAUCACUGCAGAUGAGUGCCCUUUUUUCAUUUUCCCACUGACCUACUACCACUCCAUCACUGCAGCCAGCCCACUGGCUGCCCUCCUUCAAAGAGAAGCUCCUCACCAUUUUGAGCUGGUCGUCUUCCUGUCAGCUGUGCAGGAGGGCACAGGAGAAACAUGUCAGAGGAGAACAUCCUACCUCUCGUCAGAGAUCCUGGUGUACCACCGCUUUGCCUCCCUGCUAGCCCGCAAUGCCAAAGGUGAAUACCAGAUCAAGAUGGAGAAUUUUGACAAGACUAUUCCUGAGCUCCCAGCUGCAGCUGACUCAAAGAGUCCAAAAAGGACUGACAAGGAGAUCCGCAUCAAUGGACAGCAUACCGACAGCUUCCAGCUCUCUGAGACUGGCCUCACAGAGUAGAAUUAAUUGACCUUGAACUUUGUGCUUUUUUAAUUAUUAUUACAUUAAACUUGCGGGUUCCACUUAAAAACUCACUUCCUUGCCUGCCCUGCCAUCUUCUAGUGAUCUCUCUUGCAGUCCCAUCCUUUUCAUUACAACGUGAGAUACAGAGUGAAGAGAACUCGUGUGCCCACUGAGGAGGCACUGCAUUAACCAUCCAGGUUGAAGUCAGGUGCAUCACUCACAGUACUAAUUCUUGGGAAAUUAGAAGAGCUAUCUGCUGAAUUCACCAGACUACGAUUAAAGCCACAUUGACCCUGAAAGGAGAGAUCUUCAAAAUUCCCAAAGGUGACCAAAGUCAUAAUUAACCAGCUUGUGAAAAAAUGGACAACAAAACAAAUGGAGAAAAUAAUAUGGGGUCAUUCAGUAAACACAUGAAUUCUGGUAUAAGUAACUCUGCUCAUCCAAGAGCCUAGCUUUUCUAUUCUCUUAACUCUUUGGGAAUACAGACUUUCAUCAUUUUUCAGAUGGCUGAUAGUCCUGCCAACCUCUCAUGACCGUGCACAGCACUCCAGCUGUGCUUACUAAGCAAAAUUGUACAUACUAAGUGCAGUUCCUCAUUCUGCUAAAUAAGAGAACAUCUCACUCCCAGACAGGUCUAUGAAGACACUAUCCAAAAAUCUGGUUGUAUAUGACAAAUACUGCAAUAGAAAUUUUUUCUUAUUUGAAAACACUGAAUAAAUUCAGCAGUGGGGAAAAAAAAAAAAAAGACCGCUUCUAAUGAAUUAAUGUGGAGGGUUUUUGUAAAGCUCCAUACAUUCCACAUGUUUUCACCUUUGCAUUGCUUGUCUCAAGUAUAUCUGACUCAGAAGGAUGCACUAUAUAUAUGAGAAGUAGAACUGCAUCCAUUGAUAUUUUAUGCUUUCUAACAUCAAUCUUUGCCUGUACACACCGCACAAAAAAUAUUUAGAGACACUUGAAUCAAUUUUGAAAUAAAAAAUUAAAACAAACUAUAUAUGAGACUUCUGUAUUUAAGUGCCUCAUAAACCUUCUGCAACUAAGAUGCCAUUCUAAAGCUCCUAAAUAAUUUAAGAUGCUAAAGGAAAAACACAGUGAUGGAUAACUAUUUCCAAGCCCUUAACAAAAGCAUUGCCUAUUAAGGGUUCAUACCUGAACACUCAAGUAAAAUUAAAGUUACCUUUCAAAGGUAAAAUACUUUUCCCAGAAACCCAGAUGGCAUAAAUAGCAACUUUUAUUGACAACACCGUAAGACACUAGCAAAUACACUUCCUCUUAACUUCACCCCAGUGGUCAGCAGCAGGAAAAAUGGUCUCAAGCAAUCUGAUGAGGUAGCUUAAACUGAAUUCUCAAGUCACAAAACUGUUCACUGAAGUGUGUUCAUAACCCAAACAGGGUAGGCAAAAAAGCUACUUUGGUUCAGGGUUUGGGAAAAUGGAGAGCCACCCCACAGAAGCAUUCCACACACAGUUGGGGAAUGAGGUAGAAGGGCCGCAUUUUUGCUCCAACUGAGCUCUCAUUCCAAAAUAGUUCAAGUGCUGCCUUCCCCCAUUGCAGACUUCAGAUUUAUCACAGACACUCCCAAAAUCUUUUUUGUACUGAAUUCUAUGGACAAGCAUUCAUGACUAUGGUGGAGCUUGGAGAGCAGCACUAUCAAGUUAUACUGCCUUCAUCCCUUUUCAUUACAGUUUGUUUAGUUGUCUAUUCAUACACAGUUUAAAGAGCCCUUUUCCACCCAUGUGUCAACACCAAUAAUUUUUAAUUAUUUCUUGCAUUUUUUCCACAUUCUCUGUCAGUGUAAGACAUUGAUAAGAGUCCUACAAAUUAAAAACUACUGCAAGACCAGGAGAACAGACUACCAUAUAAAUGCUGAAAUAGGGCAGCAUUCUGUGUGAGGUACUGAGUAUUCUGUUUGACAGUAUUCUGGGUGAGGCAUUUUUUUUCCCCAUACAUCACAUGGGACUAUAAUCUCAUGAUUUAGAGCCACAGUUAUACAAAGCUAUUUCUAAUUUCAAUUCUCAUCUA
Messenger RNA from Cyanistes caeruleus (blue tit), 3403 nucleotides. It is a transcript of the gene KCNJ13, whose product is annotated as potassium inwardly rectifying channel subfamily J member 13. Gene Ontology annotation, molecular function: inward rectifier potassium channel activity. Gene Ontology annotation, biological process: regulation of monoatomic ion transmembrane transport; potassium ion import across plasma membrane. The record is from RefSeq and is a predicted model, not a curated record. Lineage: Eukaryota; Metazoa; Chordata; Aves; Passeriformes; Paridae. Gene Ontology annotation, cellular component: plasma membrane.